GACAAUCAAGGAGCCUCCGAAGCAUAUACCCCCCCACUUCUCUUUCCUCGCAUUAUCUCCUUCCUUUUCCUGUGUCCAAUAACGCGAGAAGAGAAAAACCUUCGAAGCGUUUCAAGUUUCGACCUUUCAGAAUGGGAAGCAUAGACGGAGCCAGUUACGGUGCGUACACCUACGAGGCCCUCGAGAGGGAGCCCUACUGGCCAUCUGAGAAAGUAAGGAUUUCCAUCACUGGGGCGGGGGGUUUCAUUGCCUCCCACAUUGCUCGGCGUUUGAAGAGCGAGGGUCACUACAUUAUCGCCUCCGACUGGAAGAAGAAUGAGCACAUGACCGAGGAUAUGUUCUGUCAUGAAUUUCACCUUGUCGACCUGAGAGUCAUGGACAACUGCUUGAAGGUCACUCAGGGGGUCGGCCAUGUCUUCAACCUCGCCGCCGAUAUGGGCGGCAUGGGUUUCAUUCAGUCCAACCACUCGGUGAUCAUGUACAACAACACCAUGAUCAGCUUCAACAUGCUUGAGGCGGCGAGAAUUAACGGUGUCAAGAGGUUCUUUUAUGCCUCCAGUGCUUGUAUUUAUCCAGAAUUCAAGCAGUUGGAGACCAACGUGAGCCUCAAGGAAUCCGAUGCCUGGCCUGCUGAGCCUCAAGAUGCGUAUGGCUUGGAAAAGCUUGCAACGGAGGAGUUGUGCAAGCAUUACACCAAGGAUUUUGGAAUCGAAUGCCGAAUUGGAAGGUUCCAUAACAUUUAUGGUCCUUUUGGAACAUGGAAAGGUGGAAGGGAGAAAGCUCCAGCUGCUUUUUGCAGGAAGACAAUAACUUCCACCGACAAGUUUGAGAUGUGGGGAGAUGGACUGCAGACUCGCUCUUUCACAUUCAUCGAUGAAUGUGUUGAAGGUGUGCUGAGAUUGACAAAGUCGGACUUCCGUGAGCCUGUGAACAUCGGAAGUGAUGAGAUGGUGAGCAUGAAUGAGAUGGCAGAGAUGGUUCUCAGCUUUGAGGACAAGAAGCUCCCAAUCCACCACAUUCCCGGCCCAGAGGGCGUCCGUGGACGCAACUCGGACAACACGCUGAUUAAAGAGAAACUUGGAUGGGCUCCUACCAUGAGGUUGAAGGAUGGGUUGAGAAUUACGUACUUCUGGAUCAAGGAACAGAUUGAGAAGGAGAAAGCGCAGGGGAUUGAUCUGUCGAUCUACGGGUCAUCGAAAGUGGUGGGCACUCAAUCCCCUGUUCAGCUCGGUUCGCUUCGAGCUGCCGAUGGCAAAGAGUGAAGCUCUCGCACCGUCACAUCCCCAGGUGGAAGUUCUCUUGCAGAAGCCAGAUUUCUAGUGGUAUGGGCAUGGAUCUCCGAUUUACGGGCUGUGGUCGGGCUUUCAUUUUUAUAGGCUGUGUGUAGCAUGUUGGUCGCGCUGGUCAAGCUCGGGUUGGAUUCAGAGAAGGGAUGAAUAAUUCUGAUUAGUCGCAUUUUAUUUCAAAGUGACCAGAACUCCUACUGGGCUUGUAAUGUUGAAUUCAAUUGCUUCCCCUUGUUCGAGGUGGAUGGCUCUGGAACAGGUUCUCUUGUUUAUGAUCAUAAUGAGUUCUGUAUGUCUUUGGUGCU
Rhodamnia argentea is the source of this 1591-nucleotide messenger RNA. RefSeq names its product GDP-mannose 3,5-epimerase 2. Lineage: Eukaryota; Viridiplantae; Streptophyta; Magnoliopsida; Myrtales; Myrtaceae. The transcript is spliced from 7 exons. Gene Ontology annotation, molecular function: GDP-mannose 3,5-epimerase activity; NAD binding. The coding region runs from base 132 to 1262 and encodes 376 amino acids. The record is from RefSeq and is a predicted model, not a curated record.